CAUUUUGCUGUGAAUAAAUAACAAAUAAGAAUAAGAUCCAAUCAAAUUUAUAAUGCUUUAACGUUAACGGCUUGGCCGUGAUUAUCCAUCCUAGUAUAAUAAAAAGAAAACUAAGUAGAAGUGCAAAAUCACAAAUAACACAAAGUGCAUUGAAUUCUCAAAGUUGAUAUUAAAAAUCAAACUUCAAAAUACCUUUUGCCUUCAGCAAGAAGUGUAAUUUUAAUUGAGUUCCUUUUCGUAUUUAUCUGAAAAUAUACAGCUGCACAAGACCUCAGAUUUAUACAUAUAUAUAAUCCGUAACAACUCAUUUGUUGUUCCUCAUCUCCAUUUAAUAAAGUAUAGUAAAAGUUCAACCUCAAAGAACUGUUUACUAUAGAAUAGUUAAUUUAUUUUGCGAAGCUACCUGCACAGAAAAUUAUUUGGACGGAACAUAAAAAAGAGAAGCCUAUGUACAACUUACAUAGCCGGAAGAGCACUCAUUUCAUAAGCAUAAGUCUUUUGAUCUGUAAUCUGUAAAUCGAGAAAAAAUCCAUCAACUUGAUUGAAAGAAAAAUAAAAUUACAAAAAUGGACGACGGAACAAAAGAGGUCUUAUUACAGCUACUAGACUCAUCCUCAUCGAGUGAUGAAUCUGAUGAUGAUUCGAUUUUUGAGGAAUUCUUCAUAAGUGGAUUAACUUCCGAUGAAUCUGGAGCAGAAAAUCAAGAUCAAGACGAUGAUAUCGAUGACAUUACUAGCAUCAUGGAUACCAUCGAUGAAUACAGUGACGAAGAUUUUAAAUCACACUUAGGAUUGAAUCGCUCCACAGUGGAAUUAUUGAUAAGAAAUUACUCAGAAACUGAUAUCAAGAAAACCUUGCAGCAUAGAGAGAAGACAAAGCUUGAACCUAGAACAGAAUUUAUAAUUUACUUAUGGUACAUGAGCAACACGAUGACGUUAAAGCAAUUGGCAAAUCAGUUUGUAAUCGCAAAGACUACAGUUUGGACUGCAGUUGAACUUGUUAGUAAUUGGUUAGUUUCCCAAGGCAAUUUAUAUAUAAAGUGGCCUCAAGGAGAUGCGGUUACAGAAACCCGUAAGAAAUUCGAAUGCAUAAAUAAUCUACCAGGAGUAAUUGGUGCGAUAGAUGCCACCCACAUAACUAUACCACCUCCGAAACGACACAAAGAGUCUUAUUACAACAGAAAACAGAAAUUUUCCCUCGUCCUACAAGGCGUUGUUGAUGCUGAUCAGAAAUUCAUUGACAUAUGUUGCGGUGAACCAGGAUCAUUGGACGAUAGCAGCGUAUUAAAGAGAUCUGCCUUAUACAAACGCGCCCAGACCAAUUACUUUCGGCUAUUUCCGUCGAAUACAUAUCUCUUAGGUGAUUCUGCUUACGCCCCCAGCAAAUGGUUAGUGCCGCCUUUUAGAAAUUAUGACCAACUCACUGAUCAACAAAAGUCGUUCAAUUAUUUACACUCGUCUACAAGGAUAGUUGUGGAAAAUACCUUGGGAUUGCUUAAAGAGAGAUUCAAGAGACUAAGCGUAUUUACAGAACAGCAGGAUUUGAGUUCGUUGAGGAAAAUUAUUGUUAGCGCAUGUGUUUUGCAUAAUUUUUGUAUUAUCCAUGAUGACCGUUAUACGCUUAUGAAUGAAAAAGAAAACCCCGAUCUUCCUUCUGUGGCUGUUGAAGAAAAUCACCCAAAUAUCCAAACAUCUAAUUUUAAUCGUCGACAAAUAUUGUUUAAUUAUCUUUGUCAAAAAAAUGUAAUUUAAUUUAAUUGAAGGAAAAAAGAAAAUGGAAUAAAAAGCUUUAUAAAAGUUUAAAAA
This is a messenger RNA of Eupeodes corollae, 1805 nucleotides long. Its product is annotated as putative nuclease HARBI1. Lineage: Eukaryota; Metazoa; Arthropoda; Insecta; Diptera; Syrphidae. The record is from RefSeq and is a predicted model, not a curated record. The transcript has 4 exons. The coding region runs from base 567 to 1751 and encodes 394 amino acids.